Messenger RNA from Didymodactylos carnosus, 351 nucleotides. The record is from the annotation of a GenBank genome assembly. Lineage: Eukaryota; Metazoa; Rotifera; Eurotatoria; Philodinida; Philodinidae.
AUGUCAAGACACGGCCAACGUCCUACACCGCCAACAAGCUAUUGGGGAGGAAAACCGUUAAAAAGAACAUCGUCUGACUUGUUUCUCGAUCGACCAAGGCAUAUGAACACAAUAUUUUCGGGCCCGAAUGCCUUAUGGCAUCAUCGAUAUCCAAUUCCCAAUCACAUUGGUGAUAUUGGUGAAGGAAAUGCUUCACUUUUACGAUCAUUAGACGUUGGCUAUUUGACACGUGGUUACACCAUGGGACCACCAUUACGGCGACAAGCAAUUCCUGGUGAGAUUGGAUGGACAGCCACGUAUUUCCGAGAACAAAUGAAACCCGCACGACCUAUUUCACCAUUAUAUGUAUAG